Messenger RNA from Asterias rubens (European starfish), 743 nucleotides. RefSeq names its product low-density lipoprotein receptor-like. Gene Ontology annotation, molecular function: protein binding. Bases 142 to 564 code for a protein of 140 amino acids. The transcript is spliced from 4 exons. The record is from RefSeq and is a predicted model, not a curated record. NCBI's taxonomy places the organism in Eukaryota, Metazoa, Echinodermata, Asteroidea, Forcipulatida, Asteriidae.
CCUACUCAUUAAACCUCGCUGAACUGAGAGACAAAGUCUGAAAACACAAAGCCGAACAGAGACUCUCUGCAAACCAAACUCCACUCUGCAAACCUAACUUCAUUACCAUACACCACGAGAGAAACUCCACCGAAAUCCACAAUGAUGAAGAUCGCAGCAUCACUGACUAUCGCUGUCAUUUGCGCAACGCUGUUUGUAGCAACAGAUGCCGCCAACGAUGGAUAUUCAGAUUUAUGUUCAACUCUCCGGACAAGGGGUUUCACGAGGCUCUUUACUUGUGCAACCCACAUCGACGUAUGCACGCAUACACGGUACGAAUGUGACUCCGUUGUUGACUGCCCGGACUUUUCGGAUGAAGAUCAUUGCGUAAUUCAGCAUGCAACAAACUGCAUCAACGAUUUCAAAGGCAAGACCGCAUCAAACAACCAGCCUCUUGAGACCUUCCGCUGCGAUGAUGGCAUGUGUAUCUUAGGAUGUUACCAAUGUGACAAUAUACAAGACUGUGUGGAUGGAUCGGACGAACGUGGAUGCACCGAGAACCACAUUAGACCGCCAUGUUAUUAGGAAAGUUUACCCCCUCAACGAUGACCCCGAAUGGGAGGUCACACACAACUAACCCCGUAACACAUCAAAAGUAGACUGGUCCCUAGCCUGGCCAUCUGAAGUCACACUUCCAGGCUCGUGAAUUACCCAUGAGAGUGGCCUCGUGCCUAGGUCAAUCCCCGUCCAUAAUCACAUUUCAC